Messenger RNA from Sorex fumeus (smoky shrew), 1242 nucleotides. It is a transcript of the gene FAM187A, whose product is annotated as family with sequence similarity 187 member A. The record is from RefSeq and is a predicted model, not a curated record. The coding region runs from base 1 to 1242 and encodes 413 amino acids. The transcript has a single exon. Lineage: Eukaryota; Metazoa; Chordata; Mammalia; Eulipotyphla; Soricidae.
AUGAACUUGGCUUGCUUCAUGGUGCUCCUGUGGGCCUGGGGAAGUCUCCACGCUUUUGAGCUCGUGGGGAAGGAAAACAUUUUUCAGAGCACCCCUUGCCCAGCGUUCCUGAUGUUCGACAAUGCCGCCUACCUGGCUGACAUGAGCUUUGAGCUUCCCUGCCACUGUAAGCCCGAGGAGGUGAAGGCCGUGGUCUGGUACUAUCAAAAGCACCUGAGAAGCAGCCACACCAGAGUGCUGACGGACUUCGAUGGGCGGCUGCUGACAGAGGAGGCCCACGUGCGUGCGGGCAGUGACAUGCUGGUCCGUUUCAGCAUCCGCAUGUUCAGUCUGCUGGUGUUUCGGGCCCAGCCUGAGGACUCGGGCCUGUAUUUCUGCGGCACCCGCAAGGGGGACUACUUCUACGCCUAUGACGUGGAUAUCCAGAGCAGCCAGGGGAUGGUGGCCACCUUCCAGGACCACGGCCAGGUGCCUUCUGCCGACAGCCACUACGGGACACUGCACAUCUUCACCACCUUUUGGGAGUGGACGCCCUGUGACCGCUGUGGGGCACGCGGGGAGCAGUGGCGCAUCGGCCUUUGCUACCUGCAGAGCCCAGACGUAUCCCCCCGCUACCGGCAGACGCUUCCCCACACUGUGUCCUGCGGCUCCCAGGCUGUGCCCGCACGGCUGCGGACCAAGGCCAGGACCCGGGCGCCCGAGCUGCUGGUGCGCAGCUGCAUGGUGCCCUGCAAGAAGAAGAGUGUCCAGAAGGGCAUCAUGGCCGUCUUCAGCUACGUGUCCAAAGUGGGCAGCCGGCCCUGGCUGCCCACAGUGCCCAUUCAGUUUCAUCAGCAGAGAUUGGGCCACGGACUCAUUAUCACCUGUCCUGGGGCACGGCCGGAGCACGCAGUAGGCUGGGACAAGGACAGCCAGUUUCUCUACCGCACGCAGUACCUGAAGGGCGUCAACAGGACCAUGCGGGUGUUCAUCGACCACGGCAACCAUCUGCACAUCCGCUUCACCGAGCUGGCUGACCGGGGCAUCUACUAUUGCUGGCGGCAGGGGGUCCGCGUGGCUGGGUUCCGCCUGGGGGUGCUCACCCGGGGGCGCCAGCAGUUCUCGCUCUCGGACCCUGAGACACACGCUGCCAUAAUGCUCGCCCUGAUGGGCCACCUGCUGCUCACGGUAGUCUUUGUCACCAUCCACAUCUGUCGCUGCUGCUGUUACCUGCUUCGCUGCUGCCCCAGCUUCUCCCCCUGA